AUGGACUUUGAAACGAGGGUCCAGCAAUACCAUUACAAGGACAUAUUGUUUGUGUUCCUGGACGCUUUCGUUGAGGAUUUCGACUGCAAGGAUGUCCAGGAUGUCCUGCACAGAAUAUUUUCCAAGGAGGAGAUCGACCACAUCAUCAAGUCCAAGGAUGCAAGGACAGCCACUCUUCGCCUGUUUUGGACUCUGCUCACUAAACAAGAGCGGACAGUCAAGGACUUUGUCGAAGACGUUCUCAAUGCGAGUGAUCCGGCCAACUACGAAUUCCUAAUGGCUGCCAUCAAGGAGGAGCUUCAGCAUCCCAGCAGAGAAACCAGAACCUACAUCGAGCAGCGAGAUCGCCUUUACAACGAUAACCAAGUGUUUGCCAAAUACAAUGUCAAUCGGCUGCAACCGUACCUGAAACUGACGCAGGCUCUGCUAGAACUUCGUCCAGCGAAAAAUGUCUUGGUUGAUGGCGUCUUGGGUUCGGGAAAACAUUGGCUAGCCCUCGAUGUGUGUUCAUCCUACAAAGUGCAACGCAAGAUGGACUUUAAAAUCUUCUGGCUGAACUUAAAGAACUGCAACAGUCCAGAGACCGUGCUAGAGAUGCUGCAGAAACUCCUGCACCAGAUCGAUCCCAAUUGGACGAGUCGCAGCGAUCAGGGCAGCAACAUCAAGCUACGGAUUCACAGCAUUCAGGCGGAGCUGCGACGCCUACUGAAGAGCAAACCCUAUGAGAAUUGCCUGCUUGUCCUGCUGAAUGUCCAAAAUGCCAAGGCCUGGAAUGCCUUCAAUCUGAGCUGCAAGAUUCUGCUGACCACUCGGUUCAAGCAGGUCACUGACUUUCUCUCGGCAGCUACCACAACGCAUAUAUCGUUGGAUCAUCACGCGAUGACGCUUACGUCGGAUGAGGUUAAGUCUUUGUUUCUCAAAUACCUCCACUGCAGGCCGCAAGAUUUGCCCCGUGAAGUGCUGACCACAAAUCCACGCAGACUAAGCAUCAUUGCCGAGAGCAUUCGCGAUGGCCUGGCCACUUGGGACAACUGGAAACAAGUAAACUGCGAUAAGCUGACGACCAUCAUUGAGAGCUCUUUAAAAGUGGUAGAGCCCACUGAAUACAGAAAAAUGUUCGACAGACUGCUGUCCGUAUUCCCACCCUCCGCCCACAUACCCAUUAAUCUCCUAUCGCUGAUUUGGUUCGAUGACAAAUCCGAUGGCGACGAUGCAAUGGUUGUGGUUAACAAGCUGCACAAGUAUUCGCUGGUGGAGAAGCAACCCAAAGAGUCAACCAUUAGUAUACCCGCUAUAUACUUGGAGUUGAAAGUAAAGGUUGAUGAUGUUCCUGCUCUGCAUCGGAGGAUCGUUGACCGCUAUAACAUCACAAAGGCUUUCGAUCACGAUGACUUGAUAUUGCCCUCGCUGGACAAAUAUUUCUAUAGCCACAUCGGGCAUCACCUGAAGACCAUUGAGCCCUCGGAGCGAGUGAUUCUGUUUCGCAAGGUUUUCCUAGACUUCCGCUUUCUAGAACAAAAGAUUCGGCACGAUACAACGGCUUGGAAUGCCAGCGGAUCGAUUUUAAACACUUUGCAGCAGCUGAAGUUCUACAAACCAUAUAUUUGCGACAAUGACUCCAAGUAUGAGCGCUUAGUGAAUGCCAUUCUGGAUUUCCUGCCAAAGAUCGAGGAGAAUCUUAUCCGUUCGAAGUUUACGGACCUCCUCAGGAUUGCCUUGAUGGCCGAGGAUGAAGCGAUUUUCGAGGAGGCCCAUAGACAAGUGCAGCGUUUUGGCGAUCGAGUUUGGUUUACCGAACAUGGUCGCUUCCACCAGCACCGGCAGAUCAUCAACCUGGGUAACAAUGAGGUGCGCCACGCCGUUUACCUUCACAACGACUUUUGCCUGAUGGCGCUGGGUAGCAAGCAGCUCCUGCUCACCGAUGUUUCGCUGGAGGGCGAGGACACCUACCUUCUGAGGGACGAGAAUGACAGCAGUGACAUCCUGCGCAUGUCGGUGUUCAACCAACAGAAGCACCUGAUCACCCUGCACAGCAAUGGGAGUUUGAAGCUCUGGCUGCUGUGGCCCGAUUGUCCAGGAAGGCGACACAGUGGUGGCAGCAAGCAGCGGGUGCUCAAUGGCGUGAUUAAACGCUUUAUAGGCAGCUAUGCGGAUCAGAAAAUCAUGGCUUUCUAUUUGAAUGAAGACGCUGGCUUGCCGGAAACCAAAAUUCAACUGCAUGUGGCCCUCAGCAAUGGUGAUAUAAGCAUAUUGAACUGGAACGAACAAGAGCAGAUGUUCAAUCCCUCGCACACGCCUACCUUAAAGACUCUGCAGUCGGAAAUCCGUUGCUUCGUUCACGUUUUGAAGCGAUACUACGUGGUCUGCAACUCCAGUUGCGCGCUGUCUGUGUGGGAUUUGCACAAUGGAUCAGGCGAAAGACCUGAUCUUCCAGGUUUCGAUGUCCAAGACGACACGCCUUUGGCUUUAGAGGCUUUCGACGAAAGGAAUCAGAACGCCACCGUUUUGCUGAUUUUCAAAUACACCGUUUGGCGGUUGAAUUUCAUCCCAGGUCCCUCGGUUAGUCUGCAAUCGGAGGCAGUGCAGCUGCCAGAGGGCAGUUUCAUCACCUGCGGCAAGCGUUCCGCGGACGGACAUUACCUCCUGCUUGGAACCUCCGAGGGACUGAUUGUUUAUGAUCUCCGCAUCUCGGAUCCCGUGCUGCGCAGCAAUGUCAGCGAACAUAUCGAGUGUGUGGAUAUCUACGAGCUCUUCGAUCCUGUCUACAAGUACAUUGUUUUAUGUGGCGCCAAGGGCAAGCAGUUGGUUCAUGUUCAUACGCUGCGAUCUGUCAUUAAUUCGGAUUCACAUCAAAAUCGUGGAAUCGCCUGGGUUCACAGUGCAGAUGAGAAGAGCGUGAUGACCCGGGCUUGCCUGGAGCCCAAUGUCUAUCUGCGUUCGCUGAUGGACAUGACCAGCGGGCGAACACAACUGGUGGCCGUGGACUCGAAGGAGCGCAUCCAUCAAAUUGAAACUGCCACCGAUCCAAGUGCUCGCCGGAGAUCUAGCAUUUCCGCCUGGUCCACGAUCACACCCACUCAUGCUGCCAGUAACCCAAGGAUAACUGCUAUAUCCGCGCUUAAUGACGAUCAGAUCUUUGUUGGCUACGUGGACGGAGUGACCAUAGAUGUUAAUCUGGAUGCGGUGAUACCGCAGCAGUUUAUCACAGAGCCCAUUGAUUACCUCAAGCAGAUCAGUCCGCAGUUACUGGUGGCCUCGUCUUAUAGUGCGCAGAAGACUGUGAUAUUUCAGCUGGGGAGUACAGAUGACCAGUGGCCAUUGCAGCUGGAUGUGGGCACAAAGUAUGCUUCGCUAGUCAGGGGACAGUUUAUCAUUUUGUUUUCCGAGCACGGAGUUUGUCAUUUGGAUUUAGCCAACCCGUCUGUGUUCGUUAAACCGGAUGAGUCUGAGGAAUCCCUUGUUGGCUUUGAUUUGAAGAACGGUCUGCUCUUCCUGGCCUACGGAAACAACACCAUUGAGGUAUUCCGUUUAAUAUUCAGCGGCAGCCAACUGAGGCACGAACUGAUCUGCGAGGAGAAGAUCAUCCAGAAGGCCAGGAUCAGCUACUUGGCAGCCACCGAAGACGCCAGCAUGUUCGCUCUGGGCUUUGAGAAUGGCAUUAUAGAGCUCUUUGCCCUGGACAACAGACAGGUGCAACUGAUCUACAGCAUUAGAGAGGUACACGAUCAGUGCAUCCGCCAGCUGCGCUUCUCGCCCAGCAAGCUGCUCCUGAUUAGCUGCGCGGAGCAGCUGUGCUUCUGGAACGUGACGCACAUGCGCAAUAACCAGAUGGAGCGGGACCACAACCAGCGGCGCAGUCGUCGCCACAAGCUGCACAGUGUGACGCAGGAGGAUGCUGUGGAUGCGGCGCCCAUUGCGGGGCCGGACAUCGAUAUUGAUCUCACAUUCGUGGCCCGCGAAUUCAUUUCAGAGAGCCGAGAGGAUUUAGAUCUCUGGCGGAAUAAGCGUGGCAAUGCCAUCCGCCCGGAGCUCCUGGCCUGCAUCAAAUUUGUGGGCAAUGGAGCCAGUCAGUUUUUCACCGAUGCCAAGUUCUCGCACUUUUAUGCCAUAGACGAUGAGGGCGUCUACUACCAUCUUCAGUUGCUGGAGUUGAGUAGACUGCAUCCGCCACCGGAGCCAGAUCCCUUGGAAAUCAGCGAUCUGGAGGAGAUCGAGGAACUGCAGUAUGAAGACUUGAAGGAUCUCAGGAUACUCGAAAGCCCGCUUGCUGUCCAGGAUGAGGAUAAUGAAGGUGCCGAUGUGGUGGGCAACCUGGUGCCGGAGAGGAAUAGCCAAGUGCAGGAGGAGACCAGCUCAUGACGCCAGUGGUGCGCCUCUUGGCGGCGCACGAACCAGGACAGUCCAAACUACAGUAUGGCAUUUAUAGGAUUACUGCUCUACUACCUGGUGGUACUGCUAUUCUACCUCCUGGGACCCGAGCUGUCCUAGGAUCC
Drosophila takahashii is the source of this 4493-nucleotide messenger RNA. Lineage: Eukaryota; Metazoa; Arthropoda; Insecta; Diptera; Drosophilidae. The record is from RefSeq and is a predicted model, not a curated record.